UCAAAAAUUACUGUCCUUCCAUACCAACAACAUCAACUUCGAUCUGAGUAGCAUAACUGACAAAGCAUGUCACGAAUUUUUGUCCAAGGCGUCACAGAUUUUUGUUCAGAACUUGAAAACCGAAUGUGGAUUGAACUGCAGCUUCGUGAAGGAAACCCACAUUUCAGUCAGAAUAAGAGUGUCAACCACUGAAUUAACGCUGGGCUGGGAAACUGACGAAGGCUACACUCUCGAGCUAACAUCAAAAGGUGAUCUAAUAACUGUCACUAUCGAUGCCUCGACGGUGUAUGGCGCUAGACACGGUCUCGAAUCGCUGAGUCAGUUGACAGCUGUUCACCAAUGCUCGAAGGAUGGCCGAAGCAACCUGGUGAUUGUGUCGGGUGCUAAGAUAUCGGACAGACCGGUCUACCCGCACCGAGGCCUGCUGCUCGACACGUCCAGGAACUUCCUGCCAGUGAGUGCCAUGCUGCGCACCAUUGACGCCAUGGCUGCAUCCAAGAUGAACGUGUUACAUUGGCAUGCCACCGACUCUCACAGCUUUCCUCUGCAGUCACCCCGGGUACCACAACUGGCCAAGUACGGAGCGUAUUCAGAGCAAGAAGUGUACAGCACAUCAGACGUGAGCGAGCUGGUGAGCUAUGGCCAGCAGAGAGGAGUGCGCGUGUUGCUGGAGAUAGAUGGGCCUGCACAUGCGGGCAUGGGUUGGCAAUGGGGCAGGGAAGCCGGCCUCGGCGACCUGGCCGUGUGUGUCGGUUGGCAGCCCUGGCACAAGUACUGCAUACAGCCUCCCUGCGGUCAGCUCAAUCCUGCCAACCCCAAUCUCUACAAGGUCAUGGCAGACUUGUUCAAGGACAUCAGCGAAUCGUUCUCUUACAGUAGCGGCUUUCAUAUGGGAGGGGAUGAGGUAUUUUUGCCUUGCUGGAAUAGUUCUCAGGAGAUAGUUGACUGGAUGCAGACGCAAAGUCUGGGUCGAACAAAGCUGGACUUCAUCAAGGCAUGGGCCUACUACCAGCAACAGCUGUUGAGGGUGUGGGACGCCCAGGUGGGGCACUCCAAGACACCCAUCAUCCUCUGGUCCAGUCAUCUCACUGACCCGGCCAUCAUUCAAAGAUAUUUGGAUAAGGAUAGAUAUGUGAUACAGACAUGGGUUGAGAAAGCUAGUGAUGUGAACCAUUUGCUUCUAUCUCUUGGAUACAGAGUUAUAAUAACCACAAAGGAUACCUGGUACUUGGACCACGGAUUUUGGGGUAGCACCACUUAUCAUAACUGGAAAGUUGUAUAUGACAACAAACUACCUAAAGGAUUCAAAGGUGUGCUGGGCGGAGAAACGGCCAUGUGGGGAGAGCUGGUGGACCAAUUCUCAUUGGAUGCGAAAGUGUGGCCUAGAGCGGCCGCCAUGGCCGAGCGGUUGUGGGCGGAUCCCAACUCGUCAAGCAUAGAAGCUGAGAAUAGAUUGAGGCAUCACCGGCAACGAUUGGUUCGCAGAGGAAUCAACGCCGAAGCUGUAGCGCCCGAAUGGUGCUUCCAGAAUGAGGGCGAGUGCGGGAACGAUAGAUAGUCAAUCAAAUUUGUCAAUUAAAAUCCCUCUAGUCAUGUGAACAAUUCGUAAUUAUAAUCAAUUUUAUCAAUAUUCGAAA
Nilaparvata lugens (brown planthopper) is the source of this 1637-nucleotide messenger RNA. Its product is annotated as chitooligosaccharidolytic beta-N-acetylglucosaminidase. Gene Ontology annotation, molecular function: beta-N-acetylhexosaminidase activity. Lineage: Eukaryota; Metazoa; Arthropoda; Insecta; Hemiptera; Delphacidae. Gene Ontology annotation, biological process: glycosaminoglycan metabolic process; carbohydrate metabolic process; ganglioside catabolic process. The record is from RefSeq and is a predicted model, not a curated record. Gene Ontology annotation, cellular component: membrane.